AUGCGACUGUCUUCCCUCCUUCACCUAGUUGUCGAGGCGACUAUCGCCCACGCCCUUUUCGACCCAUCUCGUUUUACAUGGUACACCACACCAGCCAACAAUUUCUCCUCAACAUUACCACUCGGAAAUGGCCGACUAGGCGCAGCAGUCUGGGGCUCUACAGUGGAAAAUAUAACCCUGAAUGAGAAUUCCAUAUGGGGCGGCCAGUUCAUGGACCGCGCCAACCCGGACGCGUACAACGCUUUAGAUCCUGUCCGGUCCAUGCUUAAACAAGGGAACAUCACAGCGGCUGGAGAGAUGACGUUGGAGAAGAUGGUCGGAAGUCCAGAUGAGCCUCGGGCUUAUCAUCCACUUGGUUCGUUAGUCCUGGACUUCGGACAUGAGGGUUCUCAUAUCGAGAACUAUACCCGGUCAUUGGAUUUGCUCAAGGGGCGUGCGGUUGUGGACUAUGAGUAUCACGGUGUUAAAUUCUGGCGGGAGUACGUUGCCAGCCACCCAGCUGGUGUGAUUGCAGCGCGACUUAGGGCUAGCGAGGGUGGCCGGUUAGAGGUUGCGGCUUCGCUAUUUCGUGAUCGGUAUGUACUGGAGAACGCAGCGACCGUAGGAAACAACACCGGACUACUCAAACUCCGCGCCACAACGGCCGAGUCAGACGGGAUCAACUUUUCCGCAGCGGCCCGGAUUGUUGCCCAUGGAGAAGGGCGAGUAUCACGCAACGCAAGCUCUGUAGUAAUCCAAAACGCAACCGUCGUGGACAUCUUCAUUAAUGCCGAAACAUCUUAUCGGUAUGCUGACCAGACAACAUGGGAGGCAGAGAUAGAGCGCAAGCUCGACGCAGCCGUGCUGGCCGGGUUUCCUGCCAUCGAGAAAUCAGCCACGGCUGAUCAUGAAGCCCUCGCAGGGCGAGUACAUCUCGACCUAGGGUCAUUAGGCGCUGCAGGGCAGUUACCUACUGAUGUGCGACUUGAGAGAUACAAGAUCGACCCUGAUGCGGACCCCGAACUAGUGACUCUCAUGUUCCAGUUCGGUCGGUAUUCUCUCAUCGCGUCGUCGCGGGAUAUGGGCCCUUCGCCGUUGCCUCCCAAUCUCCAAGGGCUCUGGAACGAGGACUUCGAGCCUGCGUGGGGAGGGCGAUACACGGUGAACAUUAACCUGGAGAUGAACUACUGGCCAGCCGGCGUAACGAACAUGGCAGAAACGCUAGGGCCGCUUAUAUCUCUCCUCGAAACCGUGCAGCCCCGAGGGCAGGAUAUUGCGCGGCGCAUGUACCACUGCGAUAAUGACGGCUAUGUUUUACAUCAUAACACGGACCUCUGGGGAGAUGCGGUUCCAGUGAACAACGGGACUAAGUGGACGAUGUGGCCGAUGGGUGGUGCAUGGUUGUCUGCGAAUCUGAUGGAGCAUUAUCGUUUCACGCAGGACGCAGCUCUCCUGGAAGAACGCAUCUGGCCGCUAUUGCGGUCUGCUGCCCAGUUCUACCAUUGCUACCUGUUCCCUUUCAAUGGCUAUCUGAGCACGGGACCUUCAUCUUCACCAGAAAAUGCGUUUGUCGUGCCGGACAACAUGAGCCAGAGCGGCAAGGAGGAGGGCAUCGACAUCGCUCCGACGAUGGACAACACGCUUUUAUCAGAGCUCUUCCACUCUAUUAUAGAAACCGGUAAAAUCCUGGGUAUCAACAACGCAGAUACCAGCAAAGCAGUAUCCACGUUACCACUCAUCAAGCCUCCACAGAUCGGAUCCUACGGACAGAUCCUCGAAUGGCGUCACGAAUACGAAGAAACAGAACCAGGCCACCGACACAUGAGCCCCAUCUUCGGGCUCUUCCCAGGAUCUCAAAUGACGCCCCUUGUGAAUUCAACAUUAGCCGCCGCCGCAAAGGUCCUACUGGACCACCGUAUCGCCCAUGGCAGCGGCAGUACAGGCUGGUCAAGAGCGUGGACGAUUAGUCUUUACUCUCGCUCGUUCGACGGAGACGCCGCCUGGAACCACACCCAGGUAUUCCUGCAGACGUAUCCGAGCGCGAACCUGUGGAAUACAGACUCUGGACCUGGGUCGGCCUUCCAGAUUGAUGGUAACUUUGGGUUCACGGCAGGCGUUGCUGAGAUGCUGCUGCAGAGUCAUGCUGGGGUGGUGCAUUUGCUGCCAGCUUUGCCGUCAGCUGUGCCAAAUGGGAAGGUGACCGGGCUGGUGGCCAGGGGGAACUUUGUGGUGGAUAUGGAGUGGUCGGGUGGUAAGCUGACUUGGGCGAGGGUCACGGCUAGAGCGGGUGGGAUAUUAGCGAUACGUGUGCAGGAUGGAAGAGAGUUUAGUGUGAAUGACACUGUGUAUAGAGAGGAGAUUUCGACUGCCAAGGGCUAUAUAUACGAGAUCUCACCGCUAUAG
Molecule: messenger RNA, 2382 nt
Organism: Aspergillus pseudonomiae
Lineage: Eukaryota; Fungi; Ascomycota; Eurotiomycetes; Eurotiales; Aspergillaceae
Product: glycoside hydrolase family 95 protein
Exons: 3
Coding region: 1-2382 (793 amino acids)
Biological process (GO): carbohydrate metabolic process
Molecular function (GO): alpha-L-fucosidase activity
Source: RefSeq, a predicted model, not a curated record